Messenger RNA from Echinops telfairi (small Madagascar hedgehog), 1257 nucleotides. It is a transcript of the gene GPR151, whose product is annotated as G protein-coupled receptor 151. Bases 1 to 1257 code for a protein of 418 amino acids. Gene Ontology annotation, cellular component: membrane. Gene Ontology annotation, molecular function: G protein-coupled receptor activity. NCBI's taxonomy places the organism in Eukaryota, Metazoa, Chordata, Mammalia, Afrosoricida, Tenrecidae. The record is from RefSeq and is a predicted model, not a curated record. The transcript has a single exon. Gene Ontology annotation, biological process: G protein-coupled receptor signaling pathway.
AUGCAGGCAGCUCCCUCUGCAGACUCCAACUCCAACACCAUGAAUGUGUCCUUUGCUCACCUGCACUUUGCCGGAGGCUACCUGCCCUCUGACUCCAAGGACUGGAGGACCAUAGUGCCGGCUCUCUUGGUGGCUGUGUGCCUGGUGGGCGUCGUGGGGAACCUGUGUGUGAUUGGCAUUCUCCUUCACAGUGCUUGGAAAGGAAGGUCAUCCAUGAUUCAGUCUCUGAUUCUGAAUCUCAGCCUGGCGGAUUUCUCCCUUCUGCUGUUUUCUGCACCGGCCCGAGCUAUAGCAUACUCCAAAGGCGUAUGGGAUCUCGGCUGGUUUGUCUGCAAGUCCUCAGACUGGUUCAUCCACACGUGCAUGGCAGCCAAGAGCCUGACCAUCAUCGCAGUGGCCAAAGUAUGCUUCAUGUACGCAAGCAGCCCAGCCAAGCAAGUAAGUUUCCACAACUGCACCAUCUGGUCCAUCGUGGCAGCCAUCUGGGCCGUGGCCAGCUUGCUGCCCCUGCCCGAAUGGCUGUUCAGCACCACUAGGCAUCAUGCAGGCGUGGAUAUGUGCAUCAUGGAUGUACCAGCUGUGGCUGAAGAGUUCAUGUCUAUGUUUGGUAAGCUCUACCCUCUCCUGGUAUUUUGCCUUCCGUUACUCUUUGCCUGCUUUUAUUUCUGGAGAGCCUACGGCAGAUGUCAAAAUCGAGGAACUAAAACUCAAAAGCUUAGAAAUCAGAUCCGCUCAAAGCAACUCACAGUGAUGUUGCUGAGCAUUGCCCUGACCUCAGCUGUUCUGUGGCUCCCUGAGUGGAUAGCUUGGCUGUGGGUGUGGCACCGGAAGGCUGGAGGUCCGACCCCACCACAGGGGUUCUUAGCCUUGUCUCAAGUCCUAAUGUUUUCCAUCUCUUCAGCAAACCCGCUCAUUUUUCUAGUAAUGUCAGAGGAGUUCAAGGCAGGCUUGAAAGGCUUUUGGAAAUGGACAAUGACCAAACACCCAACUGCCUCAGGCUCGCAGGAACUACCAGGGGGUAACUCAGAGGUCCUUCCUGAUAAUGUUCCAUCUCUGGAGUCCCCAACCUGCAGAGCAGAGAGUGAGAAGCCUGCUGUUCCCACCUCCGGCAGAGAGAAAGGCGAGAAAGCAGACAUGCCCAUUCUCCCUGAUGUAGAGCAGUUUUGGCACGAGAGGGACACGGCUCCUCCUGCACAAGAUAAUGACCCUAUUCCCUGGGAACACGAAGAUCAAGAGACAGAGCGGUGUGAGAAAUAG